UAGAAUAGUUCCUUCAGGAUGUUCCUUCCUUUUGGCGUUGCCUGCCAUUGUGCCGCAGCUCUUUUGUCCUAUCAGCCUCCUUCCUCCGAGUGGUCAAGGCCGUCGUUGCUCACUGUAUCAGUGCUUGCAUUUUGUGUGAUUCCUCGGGAGACGUUGAUGCUGGUUUCAUGAUGGCGGGUAUGGGAAGGGGCGGGCCUGCUGUCCUUGCCAAAGCCAUUGAGUGCUUUCCUACGACCUACCUUCUCGCCUUUCGAUUUAGAUCAGGCUGGGAAUUGAUAACCAAAAAAUUGAGUAGGAAAGUUACUAUGGGUUAGAGAGAGCUAUGAUGAGGAUGGGGGCAGAGAGGGGAGGGCAGGAUGCAGGAACGCAAGACAAGCAAUUGAGUGAGCAAGCAGGGCAACAUCAAAACCAAGGAAAGGGAGGAAGGCACCAGGGCAGGGAGGAGCAAAGGAGGAAGACCAAUUUGGAAGACUGAGGAUAGCAACGAUACUGGAUGACGAUGGCGGAUGUUUGGCAAAUCGGCAAGUCAUCUAGUACCGUAAGUAUCCAUGCCCUAAGUAUCUUUAAGUAGCGUUAAGGCUUCGAGGCUUACCUGGUCACAUUUUGGGUUUCCACUCUGGCUCUCGGGUAUCUUAUGCAAUGAUCAAAGCUUUGCCUCAUUCCUAACACACUACAUGUAUGCCAUCACCGGGACGUCAAACAAGGCGACUACAUUACAUGUAAGAUAAUCCAAGUUUUAAAAGCUGACUCUACAGUGGUCGCUCAACGGUGGCAAGCAAAGGAGGGAAUGGAUGUUUUAUCUCUGGUAAUUUUCCAGGCAGUGCCAUUCCAAUCUUGUCAGAGGCAAUCCCUUCGGUAUCGCUGUGAGCAAAAACAAUGAAGAAACAAAAAAUCGAGACAACUUCAACCUUCACAAAGAGAAGUGCGUCCGUUAAUGAAGGACAGAGAUGGCAAAGAAGCAGCAGCAUCAGCCGAAAUCGUAGGAAGAAUUACAGCAGAAGAGAAUGGCACGAAAGAAGGCCAGCUGGGUUGCCUCUGUCAAGAAACGAGAAGACUCUGGCUCUGAUGAAGAGGUCCAGGUCGAGUCCGUGGGUUCAAGAAAUCCAAGUUCGCCUGUUAAAGAAGAGGAUAUAAAGGAGGAAGACGAAAUGAAAAUGGCGGUUCUUCUCAAUUACAAUCAGCAACAGAAGCGGAAAUUGGAGCAAGAAGAAACGCAUGGCACUACAAAGAAGCACGCGAUGAGACUGCCAAAAUCGGUUCCUUCCAGUGUCAAGAGCAUUGCACACUCAAGCCCCUGGCCCCCAGGCACCUUCACCUCGAAUCUCCGAAUCUAUCGACAUUGGGUCUUCGUGGGCCAUGAGAGCAACGACGAUAAAUACUCUCGAAAACCCGCUUUGUUCGCUUUGAAAAUGAAUUGUAUCUACAAGAGCAACUGGUUUCUGCCUUCUACAGACUUUCCUAUUGGAAAUGACUACGAUGCGGAACAGGCUCGUGACUUUUUCCAGAAUGAUGAGAAUUUGCGAUACGCCCGUGUCCAUGGUUUCUUCCAGGAUCUCAAGCCGGGCCAGGUAACACUCAAGUGGAACACGGACGAUACUUUCUCGACAAUGCCACAAGGGAGCAUUGUUUGCAUGGUCAUUCCAAACAAAACUGGACAGCAGGAGGCCUGUUUUGGCAUCAUUCAAAGCGGCAACACCUUUCGGAUUGAAUCCCAAGAGAGCUGCCCAGUGGAACUCACAGGAUGUGCCGAAGGGACUUUGCUCUAUCACCGCGUCCAGUGGCUCUGUUGGGCCAAGCUUCGGAGUCUCCCCGGCAAUACGGUCUGCAAGAAUGGUGCCAAAAUGGUCAAGUGGCUCGUCGAAUGUAUCCCCAAGUGCGUCGUGGAACUCAAAAACACCAACAAGGCGCAGGCAUUACAUUACCUACAGAGUGAGGAAUUCUUCGAGUGUGCCUCGACGGACUUUGGUGGGCUACUGGAAGAAGCGGAUCGAAUGCUGGAACCAUGAAAAGUUGGGCGAAUCGAGUCAGUCUUACUGUAGAGCAACAGCACAUGAGAUGUCCUCGCCGUGCCUGAGUUUCGAAUCGAAUCGGGCGUCAUGGUGUUGCUUUUCGAAAGAUCGAACGCUCAUUAGUGCGACUCGCUGCUGUUUACAGACACCAACAUUUGCUCGUCGUCGGCUGCAAGUAUUAAUACGGUACAUCAUAGUUAAUAAAACAUACCGGUAGCUAGCCAGCGCACCAAGUAGACCUCCAAGCUCCUGCACACGACGAUCCUAGAGCAGGUCCUCGACCCACGACUGCAUGAAUCUUCGAUUCGUGGUCACGACUGAAGCCGCUUCGUGAGGUCGUCUUCACCUGACCUCUUUGCUUAUUUUUUGGUCAAGUGUGCUGCUCCUCGACCAUGGCAACA
This is a messenger RNA of Seminavis robusta, 2410 nucleotides long. Lineage: Eukaryota; Bacillariophyta; Bacillariophyceae; Naviculales; Naviculaceae. The record is from the annotation of a GenBank genome assembly.